Mytilus trossulus (common blue mussel) is the source of this 5973-nucleotide messenger RNA. Its product is annotated as estrogen receptor-like. Gene Ontology annotation, molecular function: zinc ion binding; nuclear receptor activity; estrogen response element binding. The record is from RefSeq and is a predicted model, not a curated record. Bases 147 to 2327 code for a protein of 726 amino acids. Lineage: Eukaryota; Metazoa; Mollusca; Bivalvia; Mytilida; Mytilidae. The transcript has 10 exons. Gene Ontology annotation, biological process: regulation of transcription by RNA polymerase II; cellular response to estrogen stimulus; estrogen receptor signaling pathway. Gene Ontology annotation, cellular component: nucleus; chromatin.
UGUUUAUAUGUUAGAUAGACAGUGUUAUUUCCAAAAGGUCACGUUGGGUCAACUUGUCAGACUGACCACAGGUAUAUACUGGUCAGACGUAGCCUAAACAGAAGAUGAAAUGGUGAUUGUGAUUAUAAAAUCUGUGAUAUUUAAAUAUGCCGCCACCUAAAAAGCCAAAAAAUGGCCCAAUUACAAUGGAACAGUUUAUGGAGAGGGGUGAUUUGAGUGACGAUGAUCGCUCUCGGAAAGAAUCAUUUUCGGGCGAAUCAGAUGUCAGCGUGUCGGGACUCUCCACUAGAAGACCGUCGGUUUGCAGUGCCGAUGGAAUCGAUACCUUUACUAACCAAGCAUUUUCAGACGACAAAUCGCCAGGUCUCAAACUGCUACGAGAUCUUAUCUUAAAGAAACAGGAGGCAACAAAAGAUUGUAAGGAUGGACUAAUACCAAAAAGUGAGAACAACACUUUAAAGAAUGGAAUGACUGAAAAUAAAUGUGAUAAUGGAGCUCUUCCUCCAACUCCGGAGGAAUAUGAAGGACUUAAUUCUGACAAAAAGGAUACAUGUCGAAGUAAUUCAUCUGGAAGUCCCGUACUUCUUUCUGGAGAGGAAAAAAUGUCUCUUUCACAAACUAUACAAGAGAGUAUCAGUAAAAACGAAAAGAUUUUAAAUAGUAUAGUUGUUUCUUCAUUAAUGCCAACCGUUCCGAGGCCCCAAGGAAUACAUUCAAUGUCUGGCUAUCUUUCUCCAUACUUGUAUUCUCGUUCAAUGACAGCCGUUAAUCCGUAUUUAUCAAAUGAACCUCGAGAUUUGAGUACUAAGCUACAUACACAUCCCCGUUUGACUGAAAGUUUGUACGGAAGUGAUCCUGUGUCGGCUUAUGGAUCUGGACAAUAUGGACAAGUCUCCCCAGAAAGAAAAGAAUUUCUAGAUUCCAGGAAAAAUUUAGUUGGGAUUUUAACAGAAUCCCGUUAUGGACAAAAUUCAGUUGGUCUACGAAUUCCUUCAUCAAUCCAUGAGAGAGAUGCAUUUUCUUUUUAUUUAAAUGGAUUCGAUUCCGCAAGGGAUUCUAUAGACAAACUGAGCCUGAAGGAUGACAGCCUUGCGGGUGGUUAUCCUGGGGGAUAUUUACUCCCUCAUAUGAUGCCUAGUCAGCUUCCGUCCUCCACAACAUCUCCACAUGAUGGUCGUAUGUUAACGAUGCUUGAUGGCUCUUUAUCAUUCACCAAUACUCACAAACUCAAGCAUGAGAUCAUGUCUUCUGGUUCUGGUCACAACAAACUGUGCCAGGUCUGCAGUGAUAACGCCUCAGGAUUUCACUAUGGAGUAUGGUCUUGUGAAGGAUGUAAAGCUUUCUUCAAACGCAGUAUUCAGGGACCUGUAGAUUAUGUUUGUCCAGCUACCAAUAGUUGUACUAUAGACAAACACAGAAGGAAAAGUUGUCAAGCCUGCAGACUCAGGAAGUGCUACGAAGUAGGCAUGAAUAAAGGAACACAAAGAAAAGAAAGGAAGCCAAGUGCUAAUAGUAAACUUCCAACAAAAAGAAAUCGAGCAGAUUCUACUGAUAAUAUAGUCAACUCUACAAGUGGCAGUCCAAAUCCAGCAAAAAGUCCAAGAAGGUCAGAGACAUCAGCCAUAUUAGACGCACUAUCCAAAGCAGACAUGCCGAUCGUAGAAAGUUAUCAUAAUCAUAAUAUGCCACCAUCCAGAACACAUUUGUUAAAUUCUCUUGUUAAACUGGCAGAAAGGGAAUUGGUCCAACUGAUUAACUGGGCUAAAAAUGUACCAGGUUAUAUUGAUCUGUCUUUGAGUGAUCAGGUCCAUCUCAUUGAGUGUUGUUGGAUGGAGUUACUUUUACUCAACUGUACCUUCAGAUCCAUGAGUUAUAAUGGAAAGAGAUUGGUGUUUGCUCCAGAUUUUGUUCUUGACAGAUCCCACUGGGAAGUGAUGGGUAUGACAGAAAUAUUUGAACAAGUCAGUGCCGUGUCAGAAAACUUUAUACAAUAUCAACUACACAAAAAUGAGUCGCUACUGUUACAAGCUACAGUAUUAGUCAAUGCAGAAGUCAGGCGACUAACAAGUUGUGAUAAAAUACAUAGAAUGAGACAGUCUAUUCUAGACGCAGUGGUGGAUACUGCACAGAAAUACCACCCUGACAAUCUACGACAUGUUCCGUCAAUUUUACUCAUGUUAACGCAUAUCAGACAAGCAGGAACGAGGGCAAUAGCCUACUUCCAAAAACUUAAACAAGAAGGUACCGUCACUUUCUCUGAUCUGUUAAAGGAAAUGUUAGACUCUCAAGACUACACUGAAAUCAAAACAGAAAAUCCAACAACAUGAUAUCGUUGAUGUUCAAAACAUCUUGGAACGAACAAAAAGUGCUCACAGCGCCAACUAAAUAUCACCUCCUAGUGAUAAAGACAACAGCACCAAUGUUGUCGCUAUUGUUGUCUUAAACAGUGUGUGUCGUCAUGACAACAUCAUCAUAACAUCAAAGGUAUCCCAUUGUACCUCUAAAUGUGAAUGUCUAAAUACCAAACUUCUAUCUUGGGAUUGAGUAACAGCUAAGGAUCCUAUGCAGGGAAGAUAACUCUGUUACUAACAUCAGACUUCUUGAAAAACAUUAGUAACAUUAUCCUCAAAGGAACAAAUAUUCAAUUCAUUGUCAACAUUGACUUUUGUAUAUGUAUCUUCCAUAUGUCUACCUCAUAUUUAUAGAUUAUAAAAUCAUAUCUGCCUCAUUUGCUGUGAUAUUACCUCAAAAUAUCUACCUCAAUUUCAGAGAAUCUGAAAGAUAUUUUAAAUUUGGUAAUUUUUAAAGACUAAUAAAAAAGGGCCUUUCCAGUAUAUAAUAUUUGAUUAUGGUUCUCUGUCACUCAAAUUAGUAGAAUAUCAAAAUAGCAUUGAGUUUCUUUUAUAGUCUGCGCUGAAAACAGUGGACAAAUGUCUUAAGACUGAGUGUUUCAAUUUACCAAAUUUGGUGUACAAGCCAAAUUAUUUUGUCAUGAUUACUGUGAUUCAAUACAAUCUGAUUUGUACAUACUUUAUACAACGAUCUGACAACUUUUCAUAUUACACAGAAAUGUGUUUCAAUCAGAGAGUGAUUUUAUGUAGCAUAAUGUGAGCAUUCUUAUGAAAUUCAGAACAAUAUGACUUUAAUAUUGAUUUUGAAAUAAGUUCUUGUCAUAAAUGUUUUUCAUACAUUUUAUAACUUCAAAAUAUCAAAUCAAAUGUGUUAUUGUUUUCACUAGGCAAAAAGAUAUUUUUACAUAUUUUUAUAAUUUAGAAAUGUAUUAUAUAUUCUGUAGAAGGUGAUGAAUAACCACAUGACAAAAUGGGACGAAGUAAAAUAAUACGAUAUAGUUUCUAUAGCUUUGAUAUUUAGGGAAAUUUUUUUAGUUUUGUGAUUAGAAGGAAUUUCAUUGUUUCCAUGGUAAAAUGAUGAAAACAAAAGAUUUUGAGAUAGCAUUGUACUGCUUUUAAAGCAUUUAAAGCCAUAAGAAUUUUUUUCUUGUGGAGAGCAUUAACUAAAUGUUGCAAAAGGUUAAUAAAUAAUUUUGCACAUUUUCCCUUUUCAUUAAUGAAAGUUUUAUAAAAAACUUUGUAAGAGAAAUGGGUUUCAUUUGUUUGUGGUCUGUGAAAACUUAGUGGAUUCCUGGGGGUUUACGAUUAACAAAUUAAAACACAAAGGAAAAUUGUUUUCCUAUUGACAUAAAUUUCUUUGAUUGAGGGAACCAGAAAGUCCAUAAAAACUGGUACCCUGUAAACAGUAAUGCUUUCACAGUAUAUAGAUGUGCAAUAUGUAUGAUCUCAUUUGAAUUCAGAAACAAUCAAAACAAAAUCAUAUUUAAACGACUCAUAUGCAACAAGUUUAUUUCAUAUAAUGAUAAAUAAGGAAAUAUAACAAAACUUUUGUGAUAUAGUCAUAAUUUGUGUCUAAUUCUUCCCGUUUAUUUUAUUUUCUGAAUUUUCAUAUGAAGAACAGCUUCAUUGACACUGGGGAUGUUAAUUGUUUUAUAGAAUUCAGCAGUUGUAUUUGCAUUAUCUUUGCUUAGGAAAUAUUUAUGUUGCUAGACAAACGCAUUGAUGAUCCUUUUCAAAAAGGGAGAUGACGCAUAUCAUACUUAUUGAAAAAAAUAAGAAAGACAACUCUUUCAAAUUUCAGAAUUGUGGACUAAAUAUAAAUUUGCUUAAUGAUAAACGCAUGAAAAUGCGAUUGAAUCUUAUUUUGUUGACGAUAUGUUAUUGAUAUAUUAGUGCUUUGUUUUAUUUGUCAAUGUAUUGUGUACUGUUGAUAAUUUAGUUGUUAUCUCUGUGCUGUUUACUUUUUAACCAAGGUCAAGUUUUGAUCCUUGUUUAAUACAGUUGUUUUCAAUAUUUUUGUUGUCAAGUCAUGCAUUUUAUGUUUUUUAAACAAAUUAUUAGAUAAUGGUUAACUAAAACUGUAUUUCUAUCUUUGAUAUAUAAAAAAUGAUAUUAAUUAUUGUAUGCCAGGUUUAAUAUGAAACAAAUUUGACAUAGGUUUUGUUUACAACAUGAUUUACGUAACAAAAUAUAUUCUAAUCGAGUUGUCAGAUAAAAAACCUGAGAACCACAUACUCACAAUAAGUUCACAGUAAGUUAGGACAAGUUAAACUUUUGACUUUAAAUCUACACAGUAAAAAGAAAAGCACAAUUAGAAGAGUAGAAAGUGAAAGUUUCUCAUGUACAUGUAUACACUGUACAUGUCUACAAUGUACAUGUAUGUUAUUGGAAUAUAUACUUGUACAAUACAGUUGUUUGUUUUGUACAUGUAUGUUAUAGGGAUAGAUAUAAAAGUUUUAACAGUAUUUUUGUUAAAGAUAAGAUAUUGCAGUAUUGGUGCUUAAAGUUGAUGAUUAUUAUGCAGUUAUUUUUAUUUCUUUCUAUUUGGUAUUUGGUGCAGUAAAGUGCUGAUUUCUUAUGCCAUGAGUGUUGACAAGUGUUUGGUGCAACUGGGAUUAUUCCAGAAUAGACUGAUUUACAGAAAUGAGGUUUUUGGACAGGUUUUUACUGAAAGAGGGUCUAGAAAGGGGUUCUACAUAAAUGAGGGUUUCAUAAAUGAGGGUCUGGAAAGGGGUUUAACAGAAUUGGGGGUCUGAAUGGGGUUUACCAGAAAUGAGGAUUUGGAAAGGGGUUUAUCAGAAUUGGGGGUCUGAAUGGGGUUUAACAGAAAUGGAGGUUCGGAUGGGGAUAAUGGAAAUGGAAAAAGUUAAGUAUAGAGACAAAUAGGCAAAAUAAAGAAAGAACAGAACAGAAUUGAACAUAAAGAUAUAAAAUAUACAGAAAAAAGUUGAGAAUAUAAAGUGGAGGGACCCCCCUGUCCAGAUGCUAAGAAAAUUGCAGAAGUUUGGUGUUCAAAUGAUUAUAUUAUACUCUAAUAGAUCCUUGAGAACAGGAGGCUGACAUGCUCAUAAGCAGUGUUUCAUAGAAAUAGCACAACUUUCCUUAGAAAACUAGAAUAGGCUCUAUAGAUGUGUUCUUCAUUUUAAACCUCAAGACAACUUUUGGGCAUGUUGGUGUAAUGUCAUGAAAGGUUUUAUAUUAUGUAUACCAGGUAGACCAUUUCAACAAACUAAAAUACAUUAAAAUGACAUUUUCUUAAUUAUAAAUCUCUGAUAUUUUAUAUUUUAGUGGAUAUGUCUGAUAUCCUAAGUUGAUCAAUCUGUUUUUGAUAUCAUUGAGCUGAUACAGCACUGUGAUACUAGUAUGUAAAACAACUUUAGAUGAAAGUGGAGGGUACAUGUUAAUUGUUUCUUAAGUAAUAGGAUGAUCAAAUAAGGAUCUUUUCUGCGUGUAUAACACGUUUUGUAUGUUUGUAAUUACAUGUCUUUAUUGAUUAUUAAUAAACUGUAUAUUGUUUUGUCAUUUUGUUGCAAAAAAAUGUUUUUAUGAAAGUUGCAGAAAAAUGUAGCAACGUAAAAUGAAUGUAGAGAAAUUGAAAUUAAAGAGAUGGAAAAACAAAUUA